AUGGCUUCCCUAUUUCGAUCUGUCGCCCGUCCCUCCACGCUCAGAGCUGUUGCAGCCACCAAUCCUGCUCGAUGCCUGACCACCGCCGACAAAACAUUUGUUCGGAUGAAAGCUACUCUUCCUGACCUUGCAUACGACUAUGGUGCUCUGGAGCCCGCCAUAUCCGGCAAGAUCAUGGAACUGCACCACAGCAAACAUCACCAGACCUACGUGAACUCUUACAACGAUGCCGCCGAUAAAUACGCUGCUGCUGAAGCCAACGAUGAUAUUGCCACAAAGAUUGCUCUUCAGCCGCUGAUCAACUUUCACGGCGGUGGCCACCUCAAUCACUCCUUGUUCUGGGAGAACCUCGCACCCAGGAACUCGGGCGGCGGCGAGCCUCCUUCCGGCGAACUGGCAAAGGUAAUUGAUAGUACCUACGGAAGCUUGGAAGAGAUGAAGAAGAAGUUCAACACUGCUUUGGCCGGCAUCCAAGGUUCCGGUUGGGCUUGGCUAGUCAAGGAUACCCAGACCGGGAACAUCAUGAUCCAGACGUAUGCGAAUCAGGAUCCCGUCGUCGGCCGAUAUAAGCCUUUGCUAGGUGUCGACGCUUGGGAGCAUGCUUACUACCUGCAAUACCAGAACCGAAAGGCCGAGUACUUCAGCGCCAUCUGGGAUGUCAUCAACUGGAAGGCUGCCGAGAAGAGAUUUGUCAGUUAA
Molecule: messenger RNA, 699 nt
Organism: Cladophialophora psammophila CBS 110553
Lineage: Eukaryota; Fungi; Ascomycota; Eurotiomycetes; Chaetothyriales; Herpotrichiellaceae
Product: Fe-Mn family superoxide dismutase
Exons: 3
Coding region: 1-699 (232 amino acids)
Biological process (GO): superoxide metabolic process
Cellular component (GO): mitochondrion
Molecular function (GO): superoxide dismutase activity; metal ion binding
Source: RefSeq, a predicted model, not a curated record